AUCUUGAGUUCACAGUUCAACGUGGUAACAUGCGUGUUUCGGUGUCGAAGUAUUGACUGGGAAGUGUGUGUGGUCAGUUUUAAAGUGAAAAUGCUUUUAAUUUAGUCGUUACUUUUGCGUUUUUAUUUGUCUUAGUGUGUCGAACAUGUCAGUGAACGCAUCAAAGCACGAGCUGACGCAGCUGAUCUACCGCCAUUUGAAAGAGCAUGGUUUCCACUCAGCUGCAGAUGAGCUACAGAGGCACAGCCCACAGGAGGAGGAAAACGCAUCUUCCUCAUUAUUGGACAUCUACAAUUCAUGGUUAAAUGACUCAAAAAAGAAAAACAAGCGGACCCCGGCCAAGCGCUCCAAUGCUAAAGAACAAGGAAAGAGUCCAGCUAAGGCCACUGCAAAAAAAAAGAAAGACAAGCCUGCAAACAAAGCAGAAACACAGAAAAAGAAGUCUGCGCCAGCGAAAAGGAAAAAAGGUGAAGGUAAAUCUGAAGAAAAUGUCAUCAAGGCUAAAAAGUCAAAGAUCCAAACAAAUGACAAGACUGUGGCUGCUGGAGGAGAUGAUUCAGACUCUGACAGCAGUCUGGACGUAGAUAAAUGGAAGAAACUGGUCCUGCAGAUGACAGAGGCUGAUGUAGCCAAGAUGGACACCAUCAAUGCUCUGGACUUGUCUGCACCCCCACCUGUGAAAAAGAGAGUGAGGAAACCCAGGGCCAAGCCUCCUCCAAAAACCAGCGCUCCCGUUCAAGAGAGUAACGGGACACCUGGAAAUAAUGAAAAGGUGGAGGAGACAGCCCUGAGAGAAACACAGACAAAGAUUAGUACGCCCAAGAAGAGCAGGUCAAAAAAGACUGUGACCUCCACUGCCCCCCCGAGCCAAAACACCAACGCUGUAGAGGACACGCCAGCAACAUCCACCCUGUCCCCGUCAACACAGACACCUAAGAAGGAAGGAAAGAAAGAUGUGACUCCCACUGAAGAAAAAACUGAUGAGACAAUGUCUGAGCCCAAGAAGAAGAAGAAAAAGAAGGAGAUGACUGAUAACAAGGUGGAAGAGAUUACAAAUGACACUGGUGGAGAUAAAAAAGACAAAGACACUGAAAUGAAGACUGAAGUCCCAGAGCAAGAUUUUGCUGAUAAAUCUGUAGAGAAGAAGAAGAAGAAAAAGGAAAAGGGAAACAAGGGAGAAGGCAAAAUAAAUAACACAGAAGAAGAAAUAAUAAAGGAGAACAAAACUGUGGAUGUUGAUAAUGAGGACGUUUCAGAGCCAGUAGUGCAAGUAAAGAAAUCCAAGAAGAAGAAAAAGGAGAAAACUGAUCAGGAAAAUUCAGCAGGUAGUGAGGAAAAGCAAAUAGUAGAAGACGUAGAACAUUCAGAACAAAUCACUGAAGAGAAGAAAGAAAAGAAGAAGAGGAAGGAGAUUGCUAACGAAGAAGAAAAUUCAGAGCAGAUAGUUAAAGAAAAGAAGGCAAAGAAGAAGAAAAAGGAGAAAUCUGAAGAAGAAAAUUCGGAGGAUAUAGUUGAAGAAAAGAAAAAGAAAAAAAAGCACAAAUCUGAUGAUGGUGAACCGUCUGAGCAGAUAGUUGAAGAAAAUGAGACGACGGGGAAAUCAAAAAGCAGCGACACAGAUGAAAAGACGGAGCAGAUUACUGAAGUGAAGAAGAAAAAGAAAAAGAAAUCAUCAUUGGAAAAUAAUGACACAGAGCCACUACCUCCACCUGACCCCGAUACACCAAGUCCUCCAUCAGAGAAGAAGAAAAAGAAAAGCAAGUUGAAAACAGCUGAGCUCCCAGAAACUCCUGCAGUCUUUGUUGAAGAUGCUGCAGAAACACAAACCCUCCAAAUACCUGCCACUGACACCCCACACAAAAAGAAAAAGAAAUCUUCCAAGAGCACAGAGUCAUGAAGAAGUUUGAGUCUUCGUUUCUGCAGACUAAAGGAUGAAGGCGAAACGUCCUGUCCAUCUUCUUUAUAAUUAUAUUUUAAUGGAGGGAUCACAAGAGAGAAUUAUUUUCCUUUUUUUUUUUAAUUUUUUUUUACUCUUGUUUGUUUUAUGUGUCACACAGUGUGGCAUACUAUGCUACAGUGGUUCAUGUUUACUUCAUGUUUCAUCUGAUAUUGCCAUUUUAAUGGCAUGAAUAUGUAAAAGAGAUUUAUAACUGAUUGUUUCAUGUAAUGGAUGAUCCCUGCCUUGAUAUUUCUUUGAUUGAAAUGCAUCGAUUUAAAAGGAAACUGUUUCUCCGAA
This is a messenger RNA of Centropristis striata (black sea bass), 2236 nucleotides long. RefSeq names its product neurofilament heavy polypeptide-like. NCBI's taxonomy places the organism in Eukaryota, Metazoa, Chordata, Actinopteri, Perciformes, Serranidae. Gene Ontology annotation, molecular function: protein binding. The transcript is spliced from 8 exons. Bases 146 to 1897 code for a protein of 583 amino acids. The record is from RefSeq and is a predicted model, not a curated record.